Molecule: messenger RNA, 2303 nt
Organism: Hippocampus comes (tiger tail seahorse)
Lineage: Eukaryota; Metazoa; Chordata; Actinopteri; Syngnathiformes; Syngnathidae
Product: glucose-induced degradation protein 8 homolog
Exons: 5
Coding region: 306-1049 (247 amino acids)
Molecular function (GO): protein binding
Source: RefSeq, a predicted model, not a curated record
AUGUAUAAUUUCUUUGAGAAAGGCUUUUUUCCUACAAAUCCACACGUUGCCCUGCCACAGCAACCGUGACGUCAUCGUGCCGAACCAAUGGGUGAUCUCGCAGGAAUGACGUACGUUGCUAUCGCGAGGAUAUCACAUUAGCUUGGCUCAUUAGCAGGCCACCGAAAGAUUCAUCGCGGUCUCUGUUGUAAUUUACAAAUGUUCUCCUCUCGGAGAAAGCACUCGGGCUAAGUGUCAUCACUUGAUACCUCUCCGCGUCAACAAGAAAGGAAAUAAACACCGGAGCUCGCGUUGGACGGCUUCCAAUGAUGAGUUAUGCUGAAAAGCCUGAAGACAUCACAAAAGACGAGUGGAUGGACAAAUUGAACAACGUGCACAUUCAGAGAGCGGAUAUGAACCGGCUCAUUAUGAACUACCUGGUGACCGAGGGAUUCAAAGAGGCGGCAGAGAAGUUCCGGAUGGAGUCUGGUAUCGAGCCCACUGUGGACUUGGACUCUCUGGAUGAAAGGAUAAAGAUCCGAGAGAUGAUACUGAAGGGACAGAUCCAGGAAGCCAUCGCACUCAUCAACAGUCUGCACCCUGAGCUGCUGGACACCAACCGAUACUUGUAUUUUCAUUUGCAGGCCAUACGUGAUCCAGCCUUGUUUCAUCACUUGUGUGUCAUUCCCCUGGCACAGCAGCAACAUUUGAUCGAGCUCAUCCGGCUAAGGGAGACGGAGUUGGCACUGGAGUUUGCCCAGACGCAGCUGGCCGAGCAGGGGGAGGAGAGCCGCGAGUGUCUUACGGAGAUGGAGAGAACGCUUGCCCUGUUGGCCUUCGACAACCCCGAGGAGUCGCCCUUUGGAGACCUACUCAACAUGAUGCAACGGCAGAAGGUGUGGAGUGAGGUGAACCAAGCUGUGCUGGACCAUGAAAACAGGGAGUCCACUCCCAAAUUGGCCAAACUCCUCAAGUUACUGCUCUGGGCGCAGAACGAGCUGGACCAGAAAAAAGUGAAAUACCCGAAAAUGACUGACUUGAGUACGGGAACCAUCGAGGACCCCAAGUGAGCCCAACCACCAGACUUUGUCGGCCCCCUUAAUUUAUGAUCAACUGCGCGGCUGUUGCAGCUGGAUAGUGUGCUAAACUAGAUUUUGCUGAGUUUUUUUUUUUCGGCUGAAUUUGGUCAUCGUGACUAUGUUGCAUUCAAACAGCACCAUCUAAGUUACCAUGGCGCUAUACAUACCCGGUAGGUGCCUUGAGAUAAGAGUGACCCAGUUUUUCAACAUACAAGCAGUCAUUUGGCCAAUUUUUCUAUUCAUUAUUAUGAAUAUUAUUAUCAUUGUUAUUAUUAUUGUGCUUUCACUUGGAAGCAAACAUUUGAGAUAGGAAUCUGUUUGUGGGCACGUGACUCAAUUUGUUUCACAGGAAGUAACAGUGGCAGAAAAAGCAUCUAAUGUAAAACAGACAGCCAAACUCUGGGUUAUUCCAAACAACCACAUAGCUUUACCUAAAAGUCUAUUUAGCUUGAUAGUAACCACAAAUUGCCAUAAACAACAAAUAACGAAUAGCAUCAGUGUCGCAGUGUUAUAGCACUUUAUGAAAUGGAUAUUUUAAUGCAAAGAGUGGCGCAACACAUGUAGACAGACAAUAAAAUAAUUCUGGCAGUCUUAUAUUAGUCUUUAUUAUUUGCAUAAAAUGAAUUGUAUAACUGCAACUUACUGUCAUUUAUCUGUGUGGGUGUUCUACAGCCCCUUGGUGGCCAAGGUGCGCAUAUUAGAAGGGGCAGCAUAAUUUCCAUUUCAUUGAAGCAAAACAAAUGUUGCAAAAACUGUUUGAUUCUUUAGAUUCUAUUUAAUUAUAUCCUGAAUAUAGGUUUUUAUAAAGUACAGUUUUAGAUUUUUCUUGUUUAAAAUAAAAAUUGAUUUAAAUAGAAAUCCUUUUGUGAUUGGGGGAACUGGAACCAAUUAAUGGCAUUGCUGUUUAUUUAAAGGGGAAUGAUGAGUUGAGAUGUGUUUUGAGUUAAGAGGAUAGUCACAGCAUGAAUUAAACUUGUUUCUCAAGGCACCAGUGUAUUUUUAAAUGGUUGUCUUGAUUUUUCUUGACUUCUGAUUUCAAAUUCAUUUUCAGCAUCAUAGCGCUUAUUACUCCUGGGUGGCUCGAAAAAUGGAAUCCAUUUCAAAAUGUGAAUCGGGUCUUGACCUGCUUUCCAUGGUACCAUGUUGCUUUUUGUGCAAACAAGUCACGCCUGCGUUCUACCAGAAUACCCAAAACUGGCUUACCCUGCUAUCUAGAUUUGUGCAACAGCGUACAUACUGUGUGGU